Molecule: messenger RNA, 2746 nt
Organism: Punica granatum (pomegranate)
Lineage: Eukaryota; Viridiplantae; Streptophyta; Magnoliopsida; Myrtales; Lythraceae
Source: RefSeq, a predicted model, not a curated record
ACCUACCGGCUCGGUCUGCCGGUCCCCCCCAACUAUCAGUUUCCUCAUCCUCAGCGGAUUCCUCUGCCCCGCAAAAAUCUUUGCAGUUUCUCGAAGAUAACUCUUAACAGACCCCGGAAGAAGUUAAAAAGGGUCAUCCUUAUCUCUUCCUUAGUACUGUCUGCUUGUUUUUGGGUACAAGCAUUGGAGGCCACUGAGCACUGCAGAGGAGAAUUGAAGGGGAGAAUCUGACAUGGGUUCGAUGAGUGAGGCGGCAACGCAGGUGCUGAUCCCGGCGGCAGCUCUUGUCGGGAUUGGGUUUGCUCUGCUUCAGUGGUUCUUGGUGUCCCGGGUGAAGGUCUCCGACAGCUCCGGGGCGGACAAUGGGUACAAGGACCGGCUGAUUGAGGAGGAGGAAGAAGGGGUCGACAAUCUCGAUGCCGUCAUCAAGUGUGCCGAGAUUCAGAAUGCCAUUUCCGUCGGGGCAACUUCUUUCCUCUUCACUCAGUACAAGUACCUCAGCAUAUUCAUGGUUGCUUUCGGGCUCAUCAUCUUCCUCUUCCUCGGCUCUGUGAAGGGCUUCAGCACGCAGUCCGAGCCCUGCACUUACAAUCCCACGAACCUCUGCAAACCUGCCCUUGCAAACGCCUUCUUCAGCACUCUUGCCUUCCUGCUCGGGGCCCUCACCUCCGUCCUCUCGGGCUUCCUUGGCAUGAAGAUUGCAACCUAUGCAAAUGCAAGGACAACCUUGGAGGCACGUAAAGGUGUAGGAAAGGCCUUCAUCACGGCUUUUAGGUCCGGGGCGGUGAUGGGAUUCCUCCUUGCUGCAAAUGGGCUCUUGGUUCUUUAUGUGUCGAUCAAUCUUUUCAAGCUCUACUAUGGUGAUGACUGGGAGGGACUCUACGAGUCGAUCACGGGUUACGGUCUCGGAGGUUCUUCGAUGGCUCUAUUUGGGAGAGUUGGAGGCGGUAUAUACACUAAAGCAGCUGAUGUCGGGGCUGACCUCGUCGGGAAAGUCGAGAAGAAUAUCCCCGAAGAUGACCCACGAAAUCCUGCGGUCAUUGCCGAUAAUGUGGGAGACAACGUGGGGGACAUUGCCGGUAUGGGCUCAGAUCUCUUUGGGUCCUAUGCCGAGUCAUCAUGUGCAGCACUCUUCGUGUCAUCAAUCUCGUCAUUUGGAGUGAGCCAUGACUUCUCUGCCAUGUCCUAUCCUCUCAUCGUGAGUGCCAUGGGGAUUGUGGUCUGCCUGAUCACGACACUCUUUGCCACCGACCUCUUCGAGAUCAAGAACGUGAGUGAGAUUGAGCCGUCCCUGAAGCGCCAGCUCCUCAUCUCGACUGUCCUGAUGACUGCUGGGAUUGCCAUGGUCAGCUUCUUUGCUCUCCCGUCGGAGUUCACCAUCUUUAAUUUCGGGACUGAUAAGGUCGUUAAGAACUGGCACUUGUUCUUCUGUGUUGCUAUUGGCUUAUGGGCUGGACUUGUCAUUGGUUACAUAACAGAGUACUACACAAGUAAUGCUUACAGUCCGGUGCAGGAUGUGGCAGAUUCGUGCAGGACCGGAGCAGCAACAAAUGUGAUAUUCGGGCUGGCUUUGGGCUACAAAUCGGUCAUCAUUCCCAUAUUCGCAAUAGCUUUAGCCAUUUAUGUGAGCUUUAGCUUGGCUGCAAUGUAUGGUAUCGCAGUUGCUGCUCUAGGGAUGCUCAGCACCAUUGCCACGGGUCUUGCCAUAGAUGCAUAUGGCCCCAUAAGCGAUAACGCUGGUGGAAUUGCAGAGAUGGCAGGAAUGAGCCACAAGAUUCGUGAGAGAACUGAUGCUUUGGAUGCUGCCGGAAACACCACAGCUGCCAUUGGCAAGGGUUUUGCUAUUGGAUCGGCUGCUCUUGUCUCUCUUGCUUUGUUUGGCGCCUUUGUGAGUCGUGCAGGCAUCAAAGAAGUAGAUGUGCUGACCCCGAAGGUCUUUAUUGGGCUGAUUGUCGGGGCAAUGCUCCCCUACUGGUUCUCUGCCAUGACCAUGAAGAGCGUGGGGAGCGCUGCGCUUAAGAUGGUCGAAGAGGUCCGCCGGCAAUUCAACACUAUUCCUGGGCUCAUGGAGGGGACAGCAACGCCUGAUUAUGCAACCUGCGUUAAGAUCUCGACUGAUGCUUCACUGAAGGAAAUGAUCCCGCCCGGUGCUUUGGUGAUGCUUACUCCUUUGAUUGCCGGAACUCUGUUCGGAGUGGAGACUCUCGCGGGAGUUCUUGCUGGUUCUCUUGUUUCGGGUGUGCAGGUCGCCAUCUCGGCUUCUAACACCGGUGGAGCUUGGGACAAUGCAAAGAAGUACAUCGAGGCGGGUGGAUCCGAGCACGCUAAGUCACUCGGUCCUAAAGGCUCGGACCCCCACAAAGCAGCCGUGAUUGGGGACACGAUCGGCGACCCCCUCAAGGACACCUCGGGCCCUUCGCUCAACAUCCUCAUCAAGCUCAUGGCAGUGGAGUCGCUGGUGUUCGCCCCAUUCUUUGCAGCCCACGGAGGCCUGCUGUUCAAGCUGCUCUAAACUUCACCGAAACUGAAGCUGCACGAGCAGGUUAAUAACGUCAGUGAGUCUAACCUUGGGGGUUUGUUUUUACACGUACGAUGAUCGAUGCAGCAGCUACGACAGGUGAAACUCUCGAUUUGCUGUAAUUAGUGGGUUGGAGAUGUAAAUGAAGGACGCGGCUGCAUACGUUCUUGUUAAUUUGUAAUUUCACGUCAAAUAAAUAAAUCUACGCAUGUAUUUUUCUUUGUCCAA